AACGUAUCCAGCGUUCUCCAUGUCCACAUCCACAUCCACUACCACUACCACAUCCGCUUCUAUUUCGGGCUCGCCUCCGGCGUCAGACUCUGGUGAUUCCACGCCCAGACUGAGCACUCGCAACGUCGUGAGCGCCAUUGGCCAGCUUCGCAACACCCAGGCUGAGGCAGAUCUAUUGCAAUUCAAGGCUGCCCUCGAGACUGAGAAGCGAGAGAAACGGAGACACCGUCGUGGUGGGGAAAGCAUAGCCAGCAUUGCUAGCGUCGCCAGCGUGGCGAGCGUCACCAGCGUCGUGUCCGUCAUCUCGGUGCGGUCAGGGUCACGGAACCGGCGCAAGGAUGGAGAAGGCCGGGGGCGCGAGCGGGAGCGAGAGCUGCCUUCUCGGAAAAUGAUGCGGUUGUGCU
Cutaneotrichosporon oleaginosum is the source of this 404-nucleotide messenger RNA. RefSeq lists its product as uncharacterized. NCBI's taxonomy places the organism in Eukaryota, Fungi, Basidiomycota, Tremellomycetes, Trichosporonales, Trichosporonaceae. The record is from RefSeq and is a predicted model, not a curated record.